AUGAAAACAGUCCAUCUCAUCGAAGCACAGUACGAGGUAUUUUCGUUCAAGGUUCUGCACGACCGUGCCUUAUCUGAUCCAAUCCCGGUAAUUGCUGAAGUGACGCAAGGAUUUUGCCUGCUGGCAGUGGUGCGCUCCUCACUCCAGGACCCAAAUUUCUGUGAUCCUGCACUUUGUGCGGAUGGAGAAACUCACGUGGCAUGCAAAGCCAAUCCCGGAUUUGGAAAACCAUCGGGCAAAACUAUCCCUCUCGACAGUGCCAAGCAAUUGCUGAUCGUCAAGACGCACAAUGAACUUCGUAACAAGAUUGCUACCGGAAAGCAGAAUUACACAGGAGGUUUUUAUCCAGAGGCCGCUCGAAUGACCACCAUUCAAUGGGACGAUGAUCUAGCCUUCAUAGCUGCUGCCAACGCUAGGAAGUGUGUUUUCAACCAUGAUACGUGCCACAACACUGCCAGCUACCCGUUGGCUGGUCAAAACAUUGCCUUUUACAGAUACUCUGAUGGCAGUGCAAAAAUGGAAACCGUACUUCCAUCUUUGAUCGAAAAAUGGUACGCCGAGUAUAAGGAUUGUAAGCCCGCAUACACUAAAGAAUAUCCUGAUGGUUAUAAAGGUCCUGUCAUCGGACACUUCACCCAAAUUGUGGGAGAUCGUUCAGAUCGUGUCGGUUGUGCUGUGGUUCAAUGGACGGAAAAAGCUAGGAGGACCUUUAUCUACUUGGUGUGCAACUAUGCCAGGGGCAACCUUAUUGGCGUACCCGUGUACACUCCUGGAAAGGUUGCAUCUCAAUGUACCACUGGCACCAACAAAAACUAUCCAGGUUUGUGCAGCACCGAAGAGUCGGUCGAAUAUGGCUUUUAG
This is a messenger RNA of Uranotaenia lowii, 861 nucleotides long. RefSeq names its product antigen 5 like allergen Cul n 1-like. Bases 1 to 861 code for a protein of 286 amino acids. The record is from RefSeq and is a predicted model, not a curated record. The transcript is spliced from 4 exons. Lineage: Eukaryota; Metazoa; Arthropoda; Insecta; Diptera; Culicidae.